This is a messenger RNA of Bufo gargarizans (Asiatic toad), 6768 nucleotides long. RefSeq names its product ADP ribosylation factor guanine nucleotide exchange factor 1 (gene ARFGEF1). The record is from RefSeq and is a predicted model, not a curated record. Lineage: Eukaryota; Metazoa; Chordata; Amphibia; Anura; Bufonidae. Gene Ontology annotation, molecular function: guanyl-nucleotide exchange factor activity. The coding region runs from base 232 to 5799 and encodes 1855 amino acids. Gene Ontology annotation, biological process: regulation of ARF protein signal transduction. The transcript has 39 exons.
UCCAACAUGGCGAGGAGAAGAGCGGAGCUUCCUUGAGCUGCCAGCCCCGUCACCCUGACAGCCGCCGCCGUUCCCGGGGUUACAGAUUUCUUAGCGUCGGCCGCUGAGCCCCCUCCCCCGCCGGGAGUGACAGGUGCCGCCCGGGCUGUGAUGGGGCGACCUCCACCCGAAGCCCAAGACACUGCCCGACAUUAGAGAGCCCGAGGAGGCGCAUCACACGGCGGAUCCAACAUGUUCCUCACCCGGGCCCUGGAGAAGAUCCUCAGCGACAAGGAGGUGAAGAGGGCGCAUCACAGUCAGCUGCGCAAGGCGUGUGAAGUGGCGCUAGAGGAAAUCAAGCACGAAGCAGACCAACAAAAUCCUCCGCAAGGAGAUGGAAAGGCCGGCUCUAGUACGCUUCCACCCGUCAAAUCAAAGGCUACUUUUAUUGAAGCCGACAAGUACUUUCUACCAUUUGAGCUGGCAUGCCAGUCCAAAUGCCCACGGAUUGUAAGCACCUCUCUGGAUUGUUUGCAGAAACUUAUUGCCUACGGACACCUGACUGGCAGUGCACCAGACAACACAACACCCGGCAAGAAGCUAAUUGACAGAAUUAUUGAAACUAUAUGUGGCUGCUUCCAAGGACCGCAGACAGAUGAAGAUGUCCAGCUGCAGAUCAUAAAGGCACUGCUCACAGCUGUUACUUCACAGCAUAUAGAGAUUCACGAAGGAACCGUACUGCAAGCAGUAAGAACAUGCUACAACAUCUACCUAGCCAGCAAAAACCUUGUCAAUCAAACCACAGCCAAGGCCACCCUGACACAGAUGCUCAAUGUAAUAUUUGCGCGUAUGGAAAACCAAGCGCUCCAAGAAGCCAAACAUAUGGAGAAGGAACGGCACAAGCAGCAGUACCAUCUGCAGCACUCUCCACUAAGCCACCAUGAGCUGGAAUUGCCACAGAUGAGACACAUUCUGGAGCAGACCGAUCAUCUGGCCCGGGAGCAGGAAGGUGAAAUGGACCGCCAUCCGAGCUAUGUAGAGAACCCUAUCCAAGAAGAAGCUGAACGGGAAAAUGGAUACGAUGCUCAAACUACAGAUAACGAGCAUCCUGAAGUAGACCCGUCUGCACAAACUGGAGAUCCCUCCAAACCAGAUUUGGCAAUGGGGGUGGAUGGUAUGAAAGAGAGUGAAGAGAGUGCCCAGGAUAUCAUUCACAGUCUAAUAGAGGAAAUGAUCAGCAACGUGGUCGGAGGUGAUGAGACUUCACUACAUGAAUGUACUGCAAGAAGAUCUGAUGAUGGCAGCGAUGGGGAUGCUGUUCAUGCCAAUGGUAUACCUGGCACACCAAUAUCUAUGACAUACACACCCUCUUUACCAGAAGACAGGCUGUCCAUCUCCUCCAAUGACACUCAGGAAUCUGGAAAUACUUCAGGAUCUACUCCUGGUGCUAAAUUCUCUCAUAUCUUACAAAAGGAUGCCUUCCUAGUUUUCAGGUCACUAUGUAAAUUAUCUAUGAAACCGUUAUCUGACGGGCCCCCAGACCCAAAGUCCCAUGAGUUGCGCUCAAAGGUAUUAUCAUUGCAGCUGCUCUUGUCAAUCCUGCAGAACGCGGGUCCCGUCUUCAAGACCAAUGAGAUGUUUAUCAAUGCAAUUAAGCAGUACCUCUGCGUCGCCCUGUCCAAAAACGGUGUCUCCUCCGUCCCUGAAGUCUUUGAACUUUCUCUUUCUAUCUUCUUGACACUGUUAUCAAACUUCAAAUUACACUUAAAGAUGCAGAUUGAGGUUUUCUUCAAAGAAAUAUUCCUUUAUAUUCUGGAAACAUCAACUAGUUCAUUUGAUCACAAAUGGAUGGUAAUUCAGACACUGACGAGAAUCUGUGCAGAUGCGCAAAGUGUGGUAGAUAUUUAUGUCAAUUACGACUGUGACUUGAACGCAGCCAACAUCUUCGAAAGAUUGGUUAAUGAUCUCUCCAAGAUUGCUCAAGGAAGAGGCAGUCAAGAACUUGGCAUGUCAAACAUUCAGGAAUUAAGUCUGAGGAAGAAAGGCCUGGAAUGCCUGGUUUCCAUUUUAAAAUGUAUGGUGGAGUGGAGUAAAGUCUUGUAUGUGAAUCCAAACUCUCAGACAACGCUCGGUCAAGAGAAACCCAUUGAGCAAGAGACAAAUGAGACCAAACACCCGGAGACCAUCAAUCGAUACGGCAGCCUGAACUCUCUGGACUCCACCACCUCUUCGGGCAUUGGCAGCUACAGCACGCAGAUGUCUGGCACAGAUAACCCAGAGCAGUUUGAAGUAUUGAAGCAGCAAAAAGAAAUCAUAGAGCAAGGGAUAGAUCUAUUUAACAAGAAACCAAAAAGAGGAAUCCAAUACUUGCAAGAGCAAGGGAUGUUGGGUCAUACCCCAGAAGAUAUAGCCCAGUUCCUGCAUCAAGAGGAGCGCUUAGAUUCUACUCAGGUUGGAGAAUUCCUAGGAGACAAUGAUAAAUUUAACAAAGAAGUCAUGUACGCCUAUGUGGACCAGCAUGACUUUAUGGGGAAGGACUUUGUGUCUGCUCUCAGAAUGUUUCUGGAAGGUUUCCGCCUCCCUGGCGAGGCCCAAAAAAUUGACCGUCUAAUGGAGAAGUUUGCUGCUCGAUACCUGGAGUGCAACCAGGGACAAACCUUGUUUGCGAGCGCAGACACGGCCUAUGUGUUGGCGUACUCCAUUAUUAUGCUGACAACAGAUCUUCACAGCCCUCAGGUGAAGAAUAAAAUGACAAAAGAACAGUACAUCAAAAUGAAUCGAGGUAUUAAUGACAGCAAGGAUCUUCCUGAGGAGUAUCUGUCUGCUAUCUAUAAUGAGAUUGCUGGAAAGAAAAUUUCCAUGAAGGAGACAAAGGAGCAUGCCAUCCCUACCAAAUCCUCGAAGCCAAGUGUUGCUAGUGAGAAGCAGAGGAGGUUGCUGUAUAACUUAGAGAUGGAGCAGAUGGCAAAGACUGCCAAGGCUUUGAUGGAGGCCGUCAGUCACGUCCAGGCCCCCUUCACCAGUGCCACUCACCUGGAGCACGUCAGACCAAUGUUCAAGUUGGCAUGGACGCCGUUUCUUGCGGCAUUCAGUGUGGGCUUACAGGACUGUGAUGACACUGAAGUUGCCUCUCUGUGUUUGGAGGGAAUCCGCUGUGCAAUAAGGAUUGCGUGUAUCUUCAGCAUCCAGCUGGAGCGCGAUGCCUAUGUACAGGCCUUAGCGAGGUUUACAUUAUUAACCGUCAGCUCUGGAAUUACGGAGAUGAAACAGAAGAACAUAGAUACCAUCAAAACCCUCAUCACCGUGGCUCAUACAGAUGGAAACUACUUGGGGAGUUCCUGGCAUGAGAUUUUGAAGUGCAUCAGCCAGCUGGAGCUUGCGCAGUUAAUAGGCACUGGAGUGAAGCCGCGGUAUAUCUCGGGGACAGUGAGGAAUAAGGAGGGGACAUUUACUGGAACCAAAGACCAGGCCUCAGAUGAGUUUGUCAGUCUUGGCCUAGUUGGAGGCAAUGUUGACUGGAAGCAGAUGGCAAGUAUACAGGAAUCGAUAGGGGAGACCAGCUCUCAGAGUGUUGUGGUGGCCGUGGACAGGAUAUUCACUGGAUCGACAAGGCUGGAUGGAAAUGCUAUAGUGGAUUUUGUGCGCUGGCUUUGUGCAGUUUCAAUGGAUGAACUGGUGUCCCCCACACACCCACGUAUGUUUAGCUUACAGAAAAUUGUAGAGAUAUCUUACUACAACAUGGGUCGUAUCAGACUCCAGUGGUCCAGGAUAUGGGAGGUCAUCGGAGAUCAUUUUAACAAGGUUGGUUGCAAUCCUAACGAGGAUGUUGCCAUCUUUGCAGUCGAUUCCUUAAGGCAGCUUUCUAUGAAAUUUUUAGAAAAAGGGGAGCUUGCAAAUUUCCGUUUCCAGAAAGAUUUCUUAAGGCCAUUUGAGCACAUUAUGAAGAGAAAUAGGUCACCAACCAUUCGGGACAUGGUUGUCCGCUGCAUUGCACAGAUGGUGAAUUCCCAAGCUGCUAACAUUCGCUCAGGCUGGAAGAACAUAUUCUCAGUUUUUCACUUGGCUGCAUCAGACCAGGAUGAGAGCAUAGUAGAGCUCGCCUUUCAGACCACUGGGCACAUAGUCACUCUUGUGUUUGAAAAACAUUUCCCUGCCACCAUUGAUUCUUUCCAAGAUGCGGUGAAAUGUCUCUCGGAGUUUGCAUGUAAUGCAGCAUUCCCAGACACUAGCAUGGAAGCCAUACGUCUCAUCCGCCAUUGUGCUAAAUACGUUUCCGACAGGCCACAGGCAUUCAAGGAGUACACGAGUGACGACAUGAAUGUAGCACCUGAAGACCGGGUCUGGGUGAGGGGAUGGUUCCCCAUUCUCUUUGAGCUGUCCUGCAUCAUCAACAGAUGCAAAUUAGAUGUAAGAACCAGAGGCUUGACCGUCAUGUUUGAAGUAAUGAAGACUUAUGGCCACACGUUUGAGAAGCACUGGUGGCAGGACUUAUUCAGGAUUGUCUUCAGGAUCUUUGAUAACAUGAAACUACCAGAGCAGAAGACUGAGAAAGCCGAAUGGAUGACUACAACGUGCAAUCACGCCCUCUAUGCAAUAUGUGACGUCUUCACCCAGUACUUUGAAGUGCUCAGUGAUGUCUUGCUGGAUGAUAUAUUUUCUCAGCUCUACUGGUGUGUCCAGCAAGACAAUGAGCAGCUCGCUCGCUCUGGAACUAAUUGCCUAGAAAAUGUUGUUAUUCUGAAUGGAGAAAAAUUCAACCUGGAUAUCUGGGACAAAACCGGCAACUGUAUGCUGGAUAUCUUCAAGACCACGAUUCCACACACGUUGUUAACAUGGAAACCGGCGGCGGGAGAGAUUGAUUUAAGCGCACAGUCUGAAAAGCAGCUGGAUUCUGUCUCUCAGAAGUCUGUCGAUAUACACGACUCCAUCCAGCCCCGGACAGCCGAUGGCAGACGGAGUACCCAGCCUGGAAUAACAAACGCAGCCAACGAGGACUCAUACUUGAUAAGAUCUGGAGCAAAACUUCCAGAACAGAAGCUUUUUUCAGCUUUGUUAAUCAAAUGCGUGGUGCAACUUGAACUCAUUCAGACCAUCGACAAUAUUGUGUUCUUCCCAGCAACCAGUAAGAAAGAGGAUGCAGAGAACCUUGCUGCUGCUCAGAGGGACGCUGUAAAUUUUGAUGUCCAGAUUGACACUCAGGAUCAAGGCAUGUAUCGCUUCCUCACAUCUCAGCAACUCUUCAAGCUCCUGGAUUGUCUCCUCGAAUCUCACAGAUUUGCAAAGGCUUUUAACUCCAAUAAUGAGCAAAGGACUUCUCUGUGGAAGGCAGGUUUCAAGGGCAAAUCAAAGCCAAACCUCCUGAAGCAAGAGACGAGCAGCCUCGCCUGUGGCUUGCGGAUCCUAUUCCGUAUGUACAUGGAUGAGAGCCGCAAGAGUGCUUGGGAUGAGGUUCAGCAACGAUUACUCAAUGUUUGCAGUGAAGCUUUGAGUUAUUUUUUAACCCUCACAUCUGAAAGUCACCGAGAAGCCUGGACUAAUCUUUUGCUACUGUUCCUAACUAAGGUUUUGAAGAUCAGUGAUGAACGGUUUAAAGCCCAUGCCUCCUGCUAUUAUCCCCUGCUGUGUGAAACCAUCCAGUUUGACUUGAUCCCAGAACUGCGUGCUAUCCUCAGAAGAUUUUUCCAUCGCAUUGGGCUUGUUUUUAAGAUUUCUCUACCCCCAGAUCUGGACCAGGACAGAUCAGGACAAAGUGCGGAGACUACUGAUUUUAAGUCCACAGAUGAGGAGAUCCAGAGGCCUGCCUCUAAAGAUAACCUUUGAAUCUGAAUGGUUUUCUAUUGCGGUUUUCAUGGUACAGCUGCUUACGAGGAUGCGGUCACUUCAUUACACUCCAGACUGUCUUGUGGUGAACACCGUCUCUGUACAGUUUUUUUUUUUUCCUCCAGCAGCAAAGCUGGAUUAUCUCUUUCCAGACCCCUUAUUGCUGUACAAUACAGCAGGUCCAGGGAUGUACAACUUGUAUACCAUAUAUAAAAUUAACUUGAGGACUCCAUGGCCUACAAGUUGUUCUUUAGCUGCGUAAGUGAUUAAAUGGCAAAAUUCUGUUUUCCUCACUGUCACUUUCACGUGGAAGGAUUAACCCUUUUACAGACGUGAAAGUUAAAGGAAUCUGACGUUGCUAUUUUAUGUUGCACUCUGUUUUUCGAUGAACUUUCAACCAUUUAUGGGGUAAAAUGUACAGAUGUGCAGGUCUGUAAUAUAAACCAUAAAACACUAUAUGCCGAUCUUCCUGCAAUAUUUGAUUUUUCUCACAGAUUUUUUGCAGAUCCCGUUAGUUUAUCAUUUAAGGAAUGCACUAGGUUUUUUUGAGAUUUAAAAAAAAAAUAUGAAUAUUUUUUUAGUUUUCUGUAAUACUCUCUUUUAGCCCUGGCGUUACUGCUGCUGACUUUUCAAAGCAGAAGCUGACAAUGUCGCAUUUGAAUUUACCUGUAAGAUAAUAAUAGGGCUUUGAAAAAAAUGAAGAGCAAUUCCUCCAGUGACCUGGAACUUGAAUCACUGUAGCAAGUCUAGGUAGCGUCUGCUGUUAUAAUUAUGUUCCUCUGUUUGAUGUAGAUUUUGCUCUGUACAGAAAUUUAUGUUAAAUAUAUGAAAGUAACAAAUUUGGCUUGGUUUGGCCUGUGGGAAAAUUCUGUUUUUUUUUGUUUUUGUUUUCUUCGGGAACUAUAUCACUACUGUGAAUUGUGCUUCAAUGGUAACAAAACAAGAAACAGAUUAAAGUGUCGAGCAUUC